CCAGUGAGACAGAGCAGGAGAGAAAGAGAAACAGGCACCAAGUUGAGAGGUACUGAUAGAGAGACACAGAGACUGAGAGAAGACUCAGAAAGGAGGUGGAGAUAGAGAGACACGGGCCCUGAAAUCUUCCCCUGCUGCUGCCCUCAUGGCUGACCCACCCCGCUGGCUUCUUUGCCUCCUCCUCUCGGUUGUCCUGGCCUGCAUGCUGACCUCUGCUUCUGGUAGUCACUCUGGAGCCAAUGCAGUUUCCAGGAAUGCUAAUAACAACAAUGACCACUGGCUGCCACAUCGGAGUCUCCAUGCUGAGGAAGCGGGUGAGGAGCUAGGCAACAGAUGGGGCCGGAGUGACCCCUGGGAUGACCGCAGCGGGGAGGACCGUGACCCUCCUGACCACAGUCACCACGGACACAGUGAUGAGCCCCACGAUGGUCAUGACGGCCACCGUGGACAUCACAGUCACCGGGAUGAGAAUGAGGAAGACAGAGACCUCCAUUCCCACCACGCUCGCCAUGAUGACCUCUAUAGAUCUACUCACCAUGAUCGUGGUGAUGGCCCUGAGAGCCACCAAACUGACCAUAAUGGUGCACGCUAUAGACACCAGAGUCUUAACAAUGACUCAGAGGAGGAUGAAAAUGAUCUCCACGAUGACCCUGAUAGUGACGAGGAGGAGGAUGAUCAUCACCAUCAUCACCAUCAUCACCAUGGUGACCAUGAGGAUGAUGAGAGGGACGAGGAAGAUCAUCACCCCCAUCACCAUCGUCACCAAGAGGACCCUGAUAACGAGGAGGAGGAAUAUCAUCACCAUCAUCACCAUCGUCACCAUGGUGACUACAAAGAUGAGGAGGAGGAGGAGGAAGAUCACCCCCAUCGCCAUCAUUACUACAGUGACCCGGAUAAUGACGAGAAAGAAGAUCAUCACCAUCAUCAUCACGGUGACCGUGAGGAUGAUGAUGAGGAGGAGGAGGAAGAUUACCCCCAUCGCCACCAUCACCAUGAUGGCCAUGAUGAGAAGGAGGCUCCUCACCAUCAUCACCAGGGUGCCCAGGACCCUGAUGAUGAAGAGGAGGAAUAUCAUCGCCCCCAUCACCAUCAUCACCACAGAGACCAUGAGGCUGAUGAUGAGAAGGAGGAGGAAGACAAUCACCAUCCCCAUCACCAUAGCCUCCACAGUGACCCUGGUGAAGGUGAGGAAGAGGGACACCAUGACUUCGGUCACCACGGUCACCCAAGUGUCCCCAAGAUUGAAGUCACAGAAGAAUCAGAGCACCCCCAAGGCCACUACAGUCAUAGGGAGGGCCACCUCGGUCAUUAUGGCCGCCGAGAUGAUCUUGAUAAUGAUCGAGAUGCCCAAGCUGGCCACGGUCAUCAUUACGGCCCCCACGAUGAUGCUGAGAAUGCUGAAGAAAGGCACAACGACCUUGGCCACCCUGAUCAUAGCCACUAUCCUGAGGGUGACCCUAACCACGAUGGCUUUAACGCUCCCUGGGAUGACCUCUCCGUAGAGGACUACCACCACCAACCCCAAGACCUCCAAAGAGCCCAGGACAGCGAUCUUUUCCACCAUGCCACAGUGAGACACUUGGACAGUGCUCCCCUGGUCGCCCAGGACUUGAGUGAGGAAAGGCGUGAAGAGGAUCAGGAGGGAAAAGAGGAUAAAGAGAAGGAGGAGGAGGCAGGAGAUCCCUCCCUCCAUUACCACGACAAAAGCAAGGAGGAUCUUGAGGAAAGUCCCAUUCGCUCUCUGGAAGGUGAGAGGACUGGUGAAGAGGAGGAAGAGGAAGAGGAGGAAGAAGAGGAGGAGAGGGAGUACCAGCCUGGCUCCCUCUGUCAGUACUGUUCGUUUUGCAAGCGAUGCACGGAGUGUGAGCAGUGUCACUGUGACCAGGAGAACAUGGAGGAGCACUGCGAUGACUGUAAGCACUGCCAGUUCUGCUACCUCUGCCCCCUGCUCUGUGAGACCGCCUGCACCCCCGGAGGAUACCUCGACCAGUUCUCCUCUUCCUUGUUCCAAGCCCUGGCCGAGAUGCUGGAGGGUCCCGAGCAGUGACCCCAUCGGCCCAGGCCCUCAGCUCAGAGAACGGCUGUCACCUCUUUUCUCCCCUCUCUCUCCCUCUGUCCCUUCUACCGCGG
Molecule: messenger RNA, 2130 nt
Organism: Tachyglossus aculeatus (Australian echidna)
Lineage: Eukaryota; Metazoa; Chordata; Mammalia; Monotremata; Tachyglossidae
Gene: HRC
Product: histidine rich calcium binding protein
Exons: 6
Coding region: 146-2047 (633 amino acids)
Molecular function (GO): calcium ion binding
Source: RefSeq, a predicted model, not a curated record